GGUAAAUGCUGCAAAAAAGAAACAAAAGUUUAUACAAAUGAUGCUGGAAAUGAUAACAAAUGAGAAACCUUCAGAGAGCUUGAGUAGAAGCUUAGGAAGAACUGCUCUGCAAUGAAAUGGCAUGGCAAUGGCAGAUUCUGCACAGUAGAGUUCAUGGCAAGUAUUUGCCUAAUAUAAGUCAAGCAAGAGACAGAUACAAACUUAAGAGUGAAGACUGGAACGUCUAGAGGGAGGUACAUAGCUGCAGCUCAAAGAAAAUGAAUGGCACACUGGAUCACCCAGACCAACCUGAUCUAGAUGCUAUCAAGAUGUUUGUGGGUCAGGUCCCACGGAGCUGGUGUGAGAAGGAUCUAAGAGAACUUUUUGAACAGUAUGGUGCUGUCUAUGAAAUCAAUGUCUUGAGGGACAGGAGCCAAAACCCACCUCAAAGCAAAGGGUGCUGUUUUGUUACAUUUUAUACCCGUAAAGCUGCACUAGAAGCACAGAAUGCUCUUCACAACAUGAAGAUCCUCCCAGGGAUGCACCAUCCUAUCCAGAUGAAACCAGCUGAUAGCGAAAAGAGUAAUGCAGUAGAAGAUAGGAAGCUGUUUAUUGGAAUGAUCUCCAAGAAGUGCAAUGAAAAUGAUAUCCGGGUGAUGUUCUCCCCCUUUGGGCAGAUUGAAGAAUGCAGGAUAUUGCGGGGCCCAGAUGGCCUGAGCCGAGGUUGUGCAUUUGUGACUUUUACAACAAGAGCCAUGGCACAAACAGCAAUCAAAGCAAUGCACCAAGCACAAACCAUGGAGGGUUGCUCUUCUCCCAUUGUGGUAAAAUUUGCAGACACGCAGAAGGACAAAGAGCAGAAACGAAUUGCUCAGCAACUCCAGCAACAAAUGCAACAGAUCAGUGCUGCCUCAGUAUGGGGAAACCUGGCUGGUCUCAACACGCUUGGACCCCAAUACUUAGCACUUUAUUUGCAGCUCCUUCAGCAGACAGCAGCUGCGUCAUCUGGGAACCUGAACACAUUGAGCAGCCUCCACCCAAUGGGAGGACUGAACGCGAUGCAAUUACAGAACCUGGCUGCAUUAGCAGCUGCAGCCAGUGCAGCUCAGAAUACACCGAGUGGUACUGCUGCACUCACUUCCUCCAGCAGUCCCCUGAGUGUGCUCACCAGCUCAGCAGGUUCCUCACCUAGCUCCAGUAGCAGCUCCUCUGUUAAUCCAAUGGCUUCUCUUGGAGCAUUGCAGACGCUGGCAGGGGCUACGGCAGGCCUCAACGUUAGCUCUUUAGCAGGAAUGGCAGCCUUAAAUGGAGGACUUGGCAGCGGUGGUCUCUCAAAUGGGACAGGUAGCACAAUGGAAGCCCUCACGCAGGCUUAUUCUGGAAUCCAGCAAUAUGCUGCUGCUGCUUUGCCCACACUCUAUAACCAGAGUCUCCUAACACAGCAGAGUAUUGGUGCAGCAGGAAGUCAAAAAGAAGGUCCAGAGGGAGCCAAUCUGUUUAUCUACCAUCUCCCCCAGGAGUUUGGGGAUCAGGAUCUGCUGCAGAUGUUCAUGCCAUUUGGAAAUGUCGUCUCUGCCAAGGUUUUCAUUGACAAGCAGACCAAUCUAAGCAAGUGUUUUGGUUUUGUAAGUUACGACAAUCCUGUCUCUGCGCAGGCUGCCAUUCAGUCAAUGAACGGCUUUCAGAUUGGCAUGAAGCGUCUGAAAGUACAGCUCAAGCGCUCUAAGAAUGACAGCAAGCCAUACUGAGCGCCCCUCCCCUCCGGGACUGGAGUGAGAAGGAUCUUCUGGUAAGUUGGAGAGGAGCGCACUUAGUGAUUCGAAGCCCUAAGGCUGUGUUUUUACAGUCCUGGAAGCUGAUCCAUGCCUUCUAUCUGGCAAAUCUUCCCCUGAAGACUCGGCUGCAGCCUCUGCUGAGAAUCCUGCUUCGGAUGGAGGACAAGUUUGUGCUUUUGUUUCCAGUGUUUUACUUUGGAGUUUAGGUGCCAUAUCGCUGAGGUUUUGUUUUGUUUUGUUUUUUUUUUAUUAUUUUAUUUUAUUUUAUUUUUUUUCCCUUAUUUGAAGUUUGCUGUGUUUGUAACCAGUGUGUGUUGAGAAGGACCAAUGCCAGCUCCUUGGGGGUGGGGAGGGAAGGUUUAAAGGGAGCAGCAGGAACUGACACCACACUGCCUUGGGGUAGAGAGGAGAAGGGGAAGCAGAACUGACACCACACCACCAUAGGGGAGAGGAGAAGGAAAAGCAGGAAUAACACAGAACAGCUGAUGAAAACAAAGAUGAGGAAGGAGAACCAAGUCCAUCCAAGUUUGGGUGAGCAAAGAACUGACUCCAUGUAGCCUUUGUCAUGCCCCAUCUGCUCUUGGAAAUUUCCUUAACUGUAUGCCAUGGUGGGGAUUUAGUAAAGCAUCUCUAAAGCAAGAGACAGGCUAGAAGUGUGAACACAUUAACAAACCAAAGGAAAACUGCAGUGAUUUUUUUUUUUUUUGCUGUAUAUAAAAUAGUGUUUAUAUAGCACUGUGAACGUACACAGCACUUUAUAAAAUUAGUAGAUAAUGUCCCUUCCCAGAAAAUUUCACUAUGUUAAUAUGAAUAUUAAUGAGAUGCAGUGAAUUUCUCCAUAUUUAAGAGAACUUAUCCCAUGUACUUUAUCUAGUUUUUGUAGAAAAGUAUCGAGAGAUACGGCUUAGUCUGGAUGAAUACAUCAGGCUGGAAACAAGAAACUUUUGAUCCCUGGUAACCUGCAGAAUUUUUUUGACAAUUUUUCUUCUUAACAGUUCAUCACAUUCCCCAUUUCUGUGGAAUAAUGUCCUUUUUGCAGAGUACUACUUUGAAUUCAUUCUGAUAAGCAUAAUGUAAGUGCUGUUUGUUUUUCUAUUAAAAUGACUGUUGAACUGAGAUACAAAGCCCAGAGUUGCCCUAACACAGCUCUUGAGGCUCCUGUUUCAUACAUGUUCUCAUAGGAUUCUCCAUCUUAACUCUGUUGCAAAAAUAACAUCCUGGGUUUUAGAAAAAAAAAAAGAAAAACAAAACCGGAAAAAAAAAAAAACACAAACAAACCAAACCAACAAAAUUAAAAAAAAAAAAAAAAACAAAAAACACAAUUUGUGCAGUGAUUUGGUCUAGUAAUUAGGUAUUUCUUUGUACUGCAGUUUUCCUUUAAGGUGGUGUGUAUCAGUGCAAAACAGGCUAACACAGGAGCUGUGUAAUCAGAGCAGAGCAUUGAGCCAUUCAGUCGUCUUCUGCCUUUUGGUACGAGCUGUUAUCUUCUAUGCUGAAGGAAAAUUGAACACACCCCUUCAAUGGACACACACUUUUUCUGCACACUUGUGAAACUGCUAAUGCGUUGCUAAGGGCCUUUGUUAUACACUGGUUUUAGGGGGCUCAAAGGACUUUUGACACUCUGGCCUGAGUUGUUUUAAGAAAUCAGAGUAGAGUCCCAUUUAAUAACCACCAAAAUCCACCUCUGUCCCAAGAGGAAGUUUACAAUUUCUGUGCAUCUUUAACAGAAAUUUCAUUUACCUCAUAUUUUCUCCUUUUCCUAUUUUUAUUUGUAUUCCUGGUUCGUGAUGCUGUUUCCCAGGGCACCAGCUAGCACUGUGAUCUGGGAGCCAGCUGCUCAUUAACGAGCAUGUGGAUCAGACACAGGAUUGGGACUCUCUGUUCUGCUCCAGGAGGAGGAGCACUAAACCCAUCAAACCGGAGAUGAGGGUCAGAAUCCACACCCAUGCACGGUGUUCUGUUGGGAAUGUCGGGUGUUCCCAGGGACUGGGUCCCCUGGGAUCUCAAACCUCAGAAGUAAAAGGCCUGUACCAUCCAAAAAGAGCCCUUUCCGUUCUUAAAUUGAAAAAGAAACAGUUGAUGCUGGUCUGUCUGUGUUGAUGGCAGGCAGGUAAAUCUGUCAGUAUUACUCGAAUCAUUUUGUGGUGGCAAAGGUUCAAAGGCCAGAUUGCCAAAUUUCCCCGUUAUGCUGGCAUGUGGUACCCUUCUGUGUUAAUUAUUUGAAUCUCUCUAGAAACGUAAACAUACACUUAAGUGAACCAUGUACACUUGAAUUCUGCACGAUGGGAAAGAUGUGUCCUGGUUUUCUGAGAAAAGAGUGUUGGAGUUUGAAGGCCUCCAGGGUGAUAAUGGGAUUUUUUUUUUUUUUUAUAAAUAAUAUACUUUUCAAAAAAAAAUGAAAAAAAAAACCAAAAAAAAAAUAAAGAACAACACGGAAAAAAAACAUAGUUGGGAGCAACUGCUCCAAGUGCAACCUGCUGUAACCAAGAAUGUUGUUUCUAUUUUUAUAGAAGUUUUAUACCGCUCCAGGGUGGAGAAUAUUUAUUACCUAAAUUAUUUCACUGGAAAAAAAAAAAAAAGGCCAGGGUUUUUUAGAAUCCUGAAUGUGAUUGUUUUACAUGCAUAAUGAUGUGCAUGAUUGAAACUACUGAUUUUCAGUGGCCUGUUUGCAGCCCAACUGCUAAAUGGGGAAGAAGAAUGCUGUGAACCAGUGGAGGAGAGCACUGUGCUCUGGGGUCUCUACAGUCACUCUUACCUUCUUUGCACCCUCCCCCACUGUACUAUCUGAGACCUUUGUCCUGUUUUGCUUUUAACCUGAUGCUCUGGCCUCUUUGCUAGUCAUUUCAGUUGCCCCAAAUUAGAUAUUUCAGCUUCUACAUCCUGUAGUGUGUCCUCAAUACUGUAAUUUAUGGAUCAAGCUUGGCAUUGUUGCAAAUCGGUGCAACUCCUAUUGACUUCAGGAGGUUCACCAGUUUACACUGUGGCUUAGUUUGACCAGUGACUCCUCCCAGACGUAAUCACCUUAAGACACUUAACUUGGGCUAGCUCUUGUGCCUUACUGGCAUAACUGUAAGUAUUGCCAAAAAGAAGAAGAAAAAAAAUCUAUGCAGGUUAAAUUUUAAAAUAUGUGAUCCUCAGCUGGUUUGAAUCAAUGCAGUACUGCUGUCUUCAGUAGAGCUGCAUCAGUUUUCACCAGCUGAAGAUGUUGCCCUUUUUUGUGUAUAUGUUUCAGAUUUCCCUUUCUUGGUGUAUCAAUGUAUAUGUUGCCAAAGUUAAUAAAUGUAUCGAGUUUGUGACUUGGGCAGAUAUUUUUCUGAUAACAGAACUGAUCAGAUAAAGUCAACAUUUCCGUGUCUGUCUGGUGCCUGCCGCUGACUAGAGAUUUAGGCUCUUCUUGCCUUCCAGUUUUAAGCCAGUUUUCUUCCUCACUCAUGGCAGGGAAGUCUUGAAUUUUGGGGACUUGGGGCUCUUAAACUUUAUUUUAUUUUUAAUAUCUAUCAUGCUCUCAUUCAAGUGCAAAUCAAAUCGGUGUCAAAUGCUUUAUUUCCUGGAUGGUAGGAUAAGAGUGGGGUGAGUUCAAAUAAACUGCAGAAGGAUUGGCCACAUUAGCCACAUGGACAGAGUAUUCUGUAUGCUCAUAAACCAAAGAAUCUGGAUUUUCUACAACAAAAGCUAGUAGAACUUCUGAUGAAAUGGAAUUCCUUAUUACAUGUGCCACCAAGAGGGGUGUUUACAUAUUUUUAGAAACAAGAUGGUAAUGAUCUACUUCAUAGAUUACUUUUUUUCUCAGAAGACAUUGAUUUUACUAGAUAUGCCAUAAUAAAAUGAAAGUAUUACGAACAGUUUAAGUCUUGGUCUGCUGCUACUUAGUAUCAAGUACUACAGUAAAUGAAAUCCUAGGUUCUUCAGUCCCCUAGAUAAUCAACAGUCCAAAAUAGGAUAUCUCUUUGUAGUUCAGGUUUUUUUCUUCCAGUAAUACAAAGCUUGCCUUAUUAGAAAAUGCCUUUGAUAUAGAGUGAUUAAAUUUUAAUCCUAAACAGAAUGAGGAUUGGAAUUUUUCAAAAGUGUCUGAGGCAGCGAUGGUGAAUAUCUCUUCAUAUUUUAGUGGUGAGGCAGUUCACUAGCUAUGGGCACUACUAUCUGGAAAAUAGGUGCCUCAGAGAAUUUCUCACUGGCAAAUACAUCUCUAAGGAAAAAAAAAGCUUUUCAUCUGAAUACUGAAGGUCAGUUAACAUGAUAGAUUCUGCUUGCAUGGUAGAAUUAACUGAAGUGUUCUUGUUGAUGGGUGUAAGUUAGGGAAGAACAGGCGAGCAGAAUGAAGUUGUUUCUAUUUCAUUUGGAAAUACCUAAAAGUAACUUGGAAAAAGCAAAUCGCAAAUGAAGGGUGCAACUAUGAACACAUAAAAUGCUUUGAGAGCUUGUUGCACGCAUUUAAACAUAAGGAUGUGAUAUAUCCCUGAGCAUACCCACCACAAAAUAUAAAACACAAAAGGCAGAAUUAUUGCAGUUGCGAGAAUAAAACAAGGACAAACUGGAAAAACUUUCCCCAACUCAUUACAUUCUUAUCCAGCAUCUCAUGGCUCUGCUCUUGUAGGCCAGUCCCUCCUCAGGGCUUUAAUGAAACUUAGUCUUUCCCCUCAAAAUUUCUGAGUGAAAUACUUGAAAAAUCUCUAUCAGAGAAACCCCAAACAGAUCACACACACAAUUUCUACGGUGCAUGCUUAAAUGUCACUUGUUUUCAUGCCUCUUGUUGUUUCUUAUGCCUCAGUUUGUGAUGAAUUUGCCUUUCUGGUUUUGGACUGAAACCUUACAGCUAUCUGCAAACUAUCUAGAGUAUUUCUAAAACUACUGAAAUAACUGCAAGAGUGGUAUUGUACUCUGCUGGAGUUCGUUUAAACUCAAUACUGAGUCCUUUCCCUGAAUUAGAAAGUAUAAAGAGCAAACUAGUCUCAGCAGUUCUAGUAAGUGGAGUGUUGCAGGUUUAGGGGACAGCGUGCUUCUUGUUGCUUUGGACCUAGAAUGCAACACUUGCUAUUCUCAAACAUGGUAGAAAUGCUAUAAGAUAAUACGCAAGUCUCACCUUGCUGUAGUCUCUAACCAGCAGGUCUGAGAUGUGCUGAACAAUAAGGCCACAAACAGGAGAUAAAAGGGAGUCAGGGCAAGAGGGGUAGGGGAGAGAGGAAGAAAUAAGAAAAAGAAGAAACUUGCUUCCUCUCUCCUCUGCCUCCCACAUUCUUCCCAGAAUGUUGCUCAUCUCCUGCAGUUCAAAAGCUGUGGGGAGGAAACAAAGGUAUUUAUACUUAAUAUAUGAAUUAUUUUAUUUAUAAACUCUGCAAGAAAGCUUCAGGAAACACAUUUUUUCUACUCCUCAAACUGGCAACAGUGACUGUAGAGCUUCUCAGAGCCCAGGAUCCCCUCCUCACAAAGUCAGGGAGCUGGGGGCUGUUUAUAUAAAGGAUUGGGAAUGGAAAAUCCCUGUGCAGGUCUAAUGGUAUGAAAAGUGCUCAGCUAGGACAAGUCUUAACUUGCAGUCAAGUCUUAAGGAAUUCUUCUCUAAUGUGUGGAGUUUUUGUCUUGUAUAAUUUAAAAAAAAAAAUAUUUUUUCCCCCUGUUCAAAAUCACCCAUCCCCAGUUUCAUGGGCUCCUAGGGAAUGAGAAGGGACUGUAGCUGAAGGAAAGAACAUGAAUUUCCUGGGCUACCACUGCCUAAGAAUUUCCCAUGUUAGGAUGCAAGAAAAGUCUCAGCCGCCAAACCACCUGUGAAUCCCUUGUGUCCUCUGUCUUGUCUCUCAUGGUCUCAGUCUCUGUGGGCAAACAUUAGCCCUGGAGCCAUAUUUUUUGGAGUCGGUCUCCUGGGGAGGGAGCUUGCUCUGUUCUUCUCCUCAACAGAGCUCGUGGAGACACUGGGCACAGGGCAAGGUGAAUGCACGCUCAUCUGUGUGUGCCUAGGCUGUUGGAGUACUCCACAGACUGGGAAUUGAGAGGGGAAAUCCAGGCCUCUGCUUCCAUUUGGUUUCUGGCAGUUUGAUGUUUACUUGGUGUCCUUCAUGUACUUUGACUUUUACUUGUCCAUCAUUGGCAUGUGCUGCCCUUCCCUGUCAACUCCCUUCCCCAGGAGAUCUCAUUGUACAGUGCCCAUUCUUGUUCUCUCUCUCCGUGUUUGGAUGUACUGCUCUGUGUAACUCAGUGGGUCUCCCUCUUUCUGGUUUGUUUUUUUUCUAGAUUCCUGCCGUUUGUUCAUCGUUGUGCCUAAAGCAUGUCGAUGUGGCGUUCAAGUACAUCGUCCAAAUCCUUGUCUCUUCAGCUUCUCUGAUGCUUGAACUCUCACCUUUGACCUUGUGUUGACCUUUGAUGCUGAUGUGUAUUUUUAUUAUGUUUGUUUCUUUCUUUUUUUUUUUUUUGUGGUUUUUAUUUUUUUUUUGUGCUGCCAAAUUGGUUUUGCUAGAAAGACUGCUGAAGGGGAAUAUUUAAACUUGCAUUUGAAUAUAAAAGAAUUUCUAUUUUUCUAGACCUUCGUAAGAUAACCACUUGAUUUUGUGAAUCUGAUUCUUUGUAAUUGUCUUCAGAGCAGCCUUGCUAGCAUACCUUGUGGAGUAUUUGUAUUUCUGUGAACAUACAGCCAAUCACUUUCUAGGCUUAGUUUCUUCUGUGUGCUUAGUUUUAAAAACACAGUUUCGAAGAAAAAAAGUCAAUUAUAUGGUGUGACUCAAUCUUUCAAGAGACUUUCUAGUCACAUUUUGCUGAUCUGGUUACUGUGCUUGAGGAGACAGCAUGUGUUUUUAUGAGUUCAAACUUGUGACUUGAGUGGCAUCAGCAGAAAACACUUGAACUACAUUUUCUUCCGAUUGUAGCUACUUUUUUUGCCCUGGCAUUUACUGAUUUUUUUUUUUUAAUUUUAAUUAUUAUUUUUAUUUUUUUCCCCUGCUUCCCUGUGUGAUUAUCAGUCUGCAGUGAAAAUUUGAUCAAAGUUGAUGUUGUAUUUUGUUAAGCUCCAGCAUGUUUGGUUUUUUUGUAACUACAAUCUCCUCAGCAAAAUGUGAUGUUUUUGUUUUAAUCUUUCAAACUAAGAUAGUGCCCAGAAAUGUUUUGCAUGUUUCCUGCUGUUUUCUUCACACCCCCGUAUAUAUCACCUUCACCCUCUGUUUUCUAUAGUUUGUGCAAAAACUGAGCAAUUUAAUGGGUUUCAAAGGUAUCCUUUAAAUUGGUGUUUUUGGUAUGACAAAUAUCUGAUCAGAAGCCACCUGAGGGCAUUUACCUGUGCACUUAGACUGUCUGCCUGACAGAGCACCUGGACCUUGUUCCAUCUCCAGUGCUGUCAGAGGCUCCCAGGGGGCUCGGUCACACCAUUCCUGUACUGGAAGUUUUGGUGGGAGGGGAUAGCUGGGGUACAGAAGGGUGGGGGAGCUUCACGGUAUUUCUGUUUCCAAAGUUAUCUGAAGCUAGGGCUCCUUUGAAACACUCUUUAUGAGCAUUUUGUAAAAAUCAGGGCACGUUUUUUGUGAAGUCCAGCCCCAGUUUAAUACCAUCAGUCAGGCCUUGGUGGCAGGAUCCUGGAGGGAUCUAGGUUAGCUCUCAAAAUCAAGUGUUUGAAAUAUCCCAGAGAAAGCAUUUGUAAACCUGGCCCUACAACUGCUGGCUCUUUUCCCAAGUGACAAGCACAAUACAACAGCCUCUGAAGCUGUUACCUGAACAGGGUACCAUCCUCAGCUCUCUUCUCAAGGGCCUUAGCUGGGGAAUCUCUACGGAGAUUUUUUAGUUUUUGUUUAGUUUCUAAUUGGGUAAUGAGCUAAGCAGUUUUUCUGGCUUGCAGGAUGAACUAGAACAUGUUACUGCUUUCCGGGUAGCAGGCUUCCCCCUAUGCUACAUACCAUCUGCACAGGUAGAAACUGGGAUGUAGCUUCUAGAUGAAAGCACCUGAAGAUGUGUGCUGUGAUGAAGUUUCCGUCAGAAGGAGAAGCAAGCUAAUGUAGGUAUCUUAACAGUAGAAAAUAAUGUGAAAUGAAAUCCCAGGGAAGGGGUUUUGCUGAGAAAACAAAUCGUGUUUUAAUCGGAUAGAAAUCUUACUUCUGUCCAGUGUUUGGGAUAAUGCAAAGAUGCAAAAGGAUGGUGUUUUCUGCCCUACUCCUGAGUGGACUGAGGAUACUGCUUGUUCUCAGUAGAUGUUGGCUAGACUUGUGUAGACAGUCCUUAAGCUGCUUCUGAGACAGACCACGUUUGGGUAUGGUACAUAUACCUGGGAGUGAAGCGCGAGGCUGGAUGAAAAAUGGAGAGAGACUUGUUUAUUUUGGGAGGUAAGAUGGUGGGCUGGCUGCUGUUAGUCCCACAGUCUGAAUGCACAGGGCUGUGUGUCAGUGGGGGACACCGAUACCCUGCAGUGGAUUGAGUAACUGCCAAUACGUUUCUAUACACGCGCAUUUGGUUCCAUAAGGAACUUUGGGGAAACCUGUGGAAAAAUAUCUGAAGAAAACCAAAAUGCCAAACGUUGGAUGUUUCUUUCCUUUCUUCUUUCCUUUUCUUCCUUUGGUUGUUUUAAUCGUUCUGUGGUGGUUUUAAUGGAUUUGAGACAGUGGAGCAGCAGCUGCCUUUCUGAUUUUUGGCUGCUUUUUGUGAAUAAUUUAAAAAGAAAAUUUACAUUUUGGAGACAAACCUGUGGGCUUUUUUAUUGGUACAAACAUUGUAUUUAACACUAGGGGUUUUGUACAGUUUUUUGCCUUUUCUACUAGAAAACAAUGUAAAGUGAUUCACAAUGUGACGAGAAAACAAAUUGCCACUAUGACCAAAUGUAGAGUCUGUUCUGCAGUAACGGGAUUUAAUCAACUCAAAGUCGUGGUUCAGUCGUAGAAAUGCUUUUCUUUACCUUGUUUGAGCUGUUCCUUUUUUUCUUGUUUUGAUUUGCAAAACAAAAUGUCUUUUUGUGUGAAAUUGUGUUGUACUCUGUAGAGAAUUAUGGAUUUUACUUUAAUGGUUUAAAAAGCAGAGGAGCACGUGUUGCUUUUCAGAUCUGAUCACAGAGUUUGUGUAGUGGAUUUAAAAAUGAAAAGAUUUGUUACAAGUUUGGAACGAGCGAGUAUGUGUUAAAGGAAUUUUCUUCCUUUUGUGUGUGUGUGUUUUUUUCUUUUUGUCCCAAAGGGCAACUUAAAGCUGUUUUAAUUGCACAGACACACCGACAACAAGUCAUUUUGUAUAUGCCAAGUGUGGUACCUUCCUUUGUUUAUUUGCUAUUAAACUGUUUGAGAAGA
Messenger RNA from Tyto alba (common barn owl), 10993 nucleotides. It is a transcript of the gene CELF1, whose product is annotated as CUGBP Elav-like family member 1. Gene Ontology annotation, cellular component: cytoplasm; ribonucleoprotein complex; nucleus. Gene Ontology annotation, biological process: mRNA splice site recognition; regulation of alternative mRNA splicing, via spliceosome. Lineage: Eukaryota; Metazoa; Chordata; Aves; Strigiformes; Tytonidae. Bases 258 to 1727 code for a protein of 489 amino acids. Gene Ontology annotation, molecular function: mRNA 3'-UTR binding. The transcript has 15 exons. The record is from RefSeq and is a predicted model, not a curated record.